Molecule: messenger RNA, 6104 nt
Organism: Trachemys scripta elegans
Lineage: Eukaryota; Metazoa; Chordata; Testudines; Emydidae
Gene: SH3BP4
Product: SH3 domain binding protein 4
Exons: 5
Coding region: 264-3158 (964 amino acids)
Cellular component (GO): cytoplasm
Molecular function (GO): protein binding
Source: RefSeq, a predicted model, not a curated record
CAGCGCGGCUCCCCCGGCUAGCUGGAGCUGGGCUGGCUGCGCUGGGGCGGGGCUGCUGUUCCCCCGCGCCGGGCACCGUGCGCCGCGGCCAUCGCAGGGAGUAGCGCGCGGCACCGGGUUGUUCGGCCUGUAAAAAAUUGCACCUGGACACAGUCCUCUUGGCAGCUGGAAUUUCCCACGCUGGAUGGUAUAGUGCCUGCGGCAAGCCCCCCGAGAGGAAACAUGGCCCACUAGCAUUUCCCAGGACAGGGCAAGGUUUCAGGAUGGCAGCCCAGAGGAUUCGUGCUGCCAACUCCAGUGGCCUCCCGCGCUGCAAGUCUGAGGGGACGCUGAUCGACCUCAGCGAAGGGUUUUCGGAAACCAGCUUUAGUGACGUCAAAGUGCCUUCUCCUAGUGCCUUGCUGGUAGACAAUCCCACGCCUUUUGGAAAUGCAAAGGAAGUUGUAGCAAUCAAGGACUAUUGCCCAACUAACUUCACAACCUUAAAGUUCUCCAAGGGUGACCACCUCUACGUCUUGGAUACCUCGGGAGGCGAGUGGUGGUAUGCUCAUAAUACCACGGAAAUGGGUUACAUACCUUCCUCCUACGUCCAGCCUGUAAACUACCGAAACUCUUCCUUCACUGACAGUGGCAUGAUAGACAAUCUGCUCGAAAGUCCUGACGAAGGAGUCAGAGAGCUAGAUCUGCUUGGAGAGUGGACUGAUGUAAAGAGAAACUCUGCCAACACCUACAGUAACAACCCUUUCUUAAAUGGGGUCCAAACCAAUCCGUUUCUGAAUGGGAACUUGCAAAUGAUGCCCAGCUCAGACAAAGAGUGCACCCCCAAAACCACUGUGGACUUACUGCUGUUUGACACGGCAGCUCCUCCAUUUACAGGGGCCAGUUCUGCAAUGAACAGCAGCAUAAGUAACAUCUUUGUUGAACUUCCAUCCACAAAUGGAUUGGAGUUCGAACAGCCUGUGAGGCGGGACAAUCCCUUUUUCAGGAGUAAACGCUCGUACAGUUUGUCGGAGCUGUCUGUCCUUCAGGCAAAAUCAGAAAUGCCAGCAUCAUCAGGGUUUUUUACUGGAUUAAAAUCGCCUACCCCAGAGCAGUUCCAGAGCAGGGAAGAUUUUAGAACUGCCUGGCUGAACCACAGGAAGUUGGCACGGUCGUGCCACGACUUGGACUUGCUUGGCCAGAAUCCUGGCUGGGGUCAGACACAACCUGUGGAGACCAACAUCGUCUGCAAGCUGGAUAGUUCUGGUGGAGCAGUUCAGCUCCCAGAUACUAACAUCAGCAUCCAUGUGCCAGAAGGACAUGUCUCGCCAGGGGAAACACAGCAGAUCUCCAUGAAAGCCCUGUUAGACCCACCCCUGGAGCUCAACAGUGACAAAUGCAGCACCAUAAGCCCAGUGCUGGAGAUUAAACUGAGCAACAUGGAGGUAAAAACGUUCAUCAUGUUGGAGAUGAAAGUGUCGGCGGAGGUCAAGAAUGACAUCGUGAGUCAGAGCUUGGUGGGAUUACAGUGCUUGCGUAGUGACAUAAAAGAAGGACCCUAUACACCAAUGCAACUCAGCUAUUCCUAUGGAGACAUGAUACAGGUGCAAUUGGAUAACCUGGAACCUUGUAUGUAUGUAGCUGUUGUAGCCCAAGGACAGAACGUCAUAUAUCCUUACACUGUCUGGGACUACAUCAGUAAAAAGAUCACAGUGGGUGUCUAUGGCCCCAAACACAUACAUCCUUCUUUUAAAACCAUAGUGGCUAUUUUUGGACACGAGUGUGCGCCAAAGACUCUCUUAGUGACCGAGGUUACACGGCAAAUCCACGGCGUGGCGCCUGUGGCCCUGCAGCUGUGGGGCAAGCACCAGUUCGCUCUGGGCCAGCCGCAGGACCUGAAACUCUGCAUGUUUUCCAACAUGACUAAUUAUGAGGUGAAGGCCAGCGAACAAGCCAAAAUCAUCCGAGGCUUCCAGAUGAAGCUGGGGAAAGUCAGCCGCCUUAUCUUCCCAAUCAUGUCCCAUGACUUCAAUGAGCUCUCAGACUUCACAUUGAGGAUACAGGUCAAGGAUGACAAGGACGCCAUAUUGACCCAGUUCUGUGUGCAAACACCACAACCACCUCCUAAAAGUGCCAUCAAGUCCACUGGGCAGAGAAGGUUCCUCAAGAAGAAUGAGGUUGGGAAGAUCAUUCUGUCCUCCCUGGCUGCUAGUAGCAAAUAUCCUGUCUUUCAGGAGCGGCCAGUUGCGAGCCUGAAGUAUGGCAAACUGCUUAAGACUGUAGUGCGCCAAAACAAGAACCAUUAUUUACUGGAAUAUAAGAAAGGAGAUGUCAUAGCGCUGCUCAGUGAAGAGAAGAUCAAACUGAAAGGCCAGCUGUGGACCAAGGAAUGGUACAUUGGCUACUACCAAGGAAAAAUCGGCCUUGUUCACGCCAAAAACGUGCUAGUGGUUGGGAAAGUCAAGCCCAGCUAUUUUUCUGGACCUGAUCUCACCACCAGUGCAUUGCUUGAGCAAAUCCUGAGGCCUUGCAAAUUUCUGACCUAUAUCUACGCCUCAGUCAGGACUCUGCUUAUGGAGAACAUCAGCAGCUGGCGCUCGUUCGCAGACGCCUUGGGAUACAUAAACUUGCCACUCACUUUCUUCUGUCGAGCAGAACUAGACAGCGAGUCGGAACGGGUAGCCUCGGUGCUGGAGAAGCUGAAAGAAGACUGCAAUAAUACCGAGAACAAGGAGAGGAAAUCCUUCCAGAAAGAGCUAAUGGCGGCCUUACUGAAAAUAGACUGCCAGGGGCUGGUCGUGAGGCUCAUUCAGGACUUUGUGCUCCUGACCACAGCCGUGGAAGUGGCUCAGCGCUGGAGGGAGCUGGCAGAGAAGCUAGCCAAGGUCUCCAAACAACAGAUGGACGCCUACGAAGCCCCCCACCGAGACAGGAAUGGAGCGGUAGACAGUGAGGCCAUGUGGAAACCAGCCUAUGACUUUCUGCUAACCUGGAGCAAUCAGAUUGGAGAUAGCUACCGAGAUGUCAUCCAGGAGCUGCACAUAGGGCUGGAUAAGAUGAAGAACCCCAUCACCAAGCGCUGGAAACAUCUAACAGGAACCCUGAUCUUAGUUAAUUCCUUGGACAUACUCCGUGCAGCCGCCUUUAGCCCUCCAGACCAUGAAGAUUUUGCUAUCUGAUGGCGAGGACAAAAAACAGGCAGGAGCUGACAAAAGGCCAAAGUUUGAACGUUUGCUCUGGGACUGGAAUUGCACAGUGAAGCAGGACUUCUUUUGAGUGUUCUCCCUCAUGUAGAAAGAGUCCAGAAGAGCUGGGUUUUCUCUGCUGAGGGGUUGAUACCAGUUACACAACUUUCUAUUUGUAAAGUUUAACAGUGGGUGGGGAAGACCCCAACACUUUUUUUUUAAGACAUUUGCAAAUAAAUCUCUAAUUUUUUAAUGAGCAGCAAAAGUUGAAACCACUUCAAUGGGAGAGUUGUUGCAUUUUUAUGUUGUGUAGGAACUUUUUUAAAUAACUUCUGAAAUUGACCAUGAAUCAUGUAAAUAUGUAUUUAAAACAAAGCACGGUGUGAAUCUCUCCUUUCCAUUCCCUCAGACCACCCCCCCUUACAAGGUUUUCUAUAGUGUGAGACUCUGGAAUCACUGUUUUGUAUUCACCAUUGCAGUAACUCUGAACCUCCUACAGCCCUAAGAAAAUGUUACAAAGAAAAGCAGUUGUACUUUUUUCCCAGUAGCUCUCCAUGAUCUGUUUUUUUAUAUAUAUACUUUUUCUAAUGUCUAGAUCUGGAAAUACACAAUACCUAGUUUUCAGAUGUACCACUUAAGUUCUUAACUUGAAGAGUCAGUGCUGCCUUUAGCACUCAGGCAUCCCUCCUGCCUGCUGCUACAAUGAGCAUUCUGGAAGGAGCUGAAAAGAUUUCUGGUUCAGUGGCGUUCCCUCCCCUUCUUCUGCCUUUUGCUUUUUUAGGGACAUUAACUACAAAGGUGCCAGUCUCAUUGAAGGUAACUUUUCUCUCUACUGACUGCUCUGUACUGCAAUAAGAGCAUCUUGGGGAUCUCUGCUGGGGACCUGCAUGCUCCAGAAGCAGUCAGGAGAGAAGAGCUGUAUUAGACAUCAUUUAAAAAAAUGUCUUUACUAAGUUGGGAUCUGAUCCAAAACUCAUUGGAGUCUGUGGGAGUUAUUACGUUGACUUAGGUGCCAUUUCAGUCAGCCCCUUAAAGUUUAGGGUCUGAUCCAAAGCCCAUUCAGGUUGAUGGUGAGACUGCCAGUGACUUCCCUGAGCUUUGGAUCAGGCCCCUCAAGGCUACUGAGCUCCAGUCUGUCAUGUAAAUAAUCCGUGCUCAGAGAAAUGGUUCCACUGAGCUGAAAUCUUACCCCUUCUGGGGUUCCUUCACGUGCGACAUCGACUACCUUUUUUAACAGCCUUUUGAAUGAUCCUCUCUCCCUCCACCUUUGAAAUAUUUCACACAGGGGAAAACAUAUUUUUGCACAGAACGAAGAUGUUUAUUUUGAGUGUGAAAUCACGUAACACAAUAACAAUGCCCCGUGCAAUGGAAAACUGAUGAAAACGUUCCCUAUUAAAGCUGUUUCUGCUGGGUUGAUCACUGAGAUUGGAAGUCUAUUUUUAUUCCUUGAGCUUUAUAUCGACGAGCAAGAGGUUAGUGUGACCUUGCUAGAAGCAUCAUGGUCUUGUAUCGACUGAUCCAUGAUCACAGGUUGUCAGGAGAUAAUGGCACAAUUCUUUUUUUUUCCUCCAUUGUCAAGUUCGUACCAGGCAUAGGAGGCAACAGCUGGCGUCAGUCAUCCAUCCGUCCAGUGGGUUUGCUCUGAACCGUUUGGCUGGCUUGCAUCACAGGACCAUCUCAUCCAAUGUCUAAAAUAAAAACUGCUUGAUGCAGUCUGCCUGCACCCUGCGACAGGCAGACCUUAGAAGUACUCUUGUGACUUGUGUAUCUGGGUAGGCACUGCAGAAUCUCCUGAGAGUAGAGCGACAAGUGAGACACACAUGGCUUCUGGGAACUCCGCUCCUCCAAAGAACGGAGACACAGUGUAAUGGAGAUUGUGCCUCUAAUUUCCCCUCCAAAUGUCACCCUGAAAGAAUUUCCCUUAGAAACAAGUCUCCCACUAAUGAAGAAUAGCACCUUAAUAUCAUGGAUAUUCUCCUCAGGGCCUUUAAGGUAUUUCUUAUGCAACUUAUUAUAGCACGGAGUUAAAACCUGGCAGACAGUAAUGCUCACAGACUGGGUCCUUUUUUAUUUAAAGGAACAGACCACCUUAAAUAUUGGGGGUUUUUCAUGCACCAACCUGAACCCUACGUGGAAAUGCUGGAAUACCUUAUGUAAUGGAAGCCGAAGUUCAGCGUAUUCCAAAAGCAGAGAGCAGACCUGCCUAAAGGGUUCACUCUGCCAAAUGAUGCCAUGUGCAUCAGCAGAGGGCUUGUAAGUAUCUGUUCGAAGCACAGACUUGUUGCUUUCUUCAGCAAGCUGUUGGCUUUAGCUGUUUAAAAGGCCCUGAUCCUGCCAGUGGGUCUGCAGAGGCCUGGGCAGAACUUGCUGAAUCGCUUCAACGGGAGCUUUGCACAGGGAUCUAGUUGGAGAAUUAGGGUCUAACCUACUGCAGAUGAAGACAGUGGGGAGGCAGGGUGGCUGUAUUGCUCUUACAGCAGCGUUUAAUCUAUCAGACAGAUGCUUUAGCAUCCAGGGAUUCUUACAAGAUGGGAAAUUACUGGCUAGUUUUGUUUUCCCAGAUUUUCUGACUACCUCAGGUCCUGUACGCCCAGCUGGACAUUUCAACAGAAGCCGAAACCCACCAUUCUGUCCCCUCCCUGAGAAUCAUUUUAGCCCAAACAACUGCAAUGGUUCGGAAUGAGUCAGCGUAAUCACUACGUGAUUUUUUUCUCCCUCCUCCUUUAAUUUAAAAAUCCACCUCCUUUCACACGUUAAAAUCCACGUGCCGUUCAAAUGCCUUUCACCCACCACUAUCAGGCCCUGCUGUGGAGCCUUGGUCUGGAUGUUGCAUUACUUUGUUAUGUACAGCAAUUGCUUAUUGUACUUAACAGCUAAUGUUUUUUAAAAAUCUUCGGGGGGGGAAGAAAUAUUACAAUUAAAGUCGUUAUUUGAACACUC